AUCAGUAAGCUCAGUGUGUGACGCAUCAGUAACUGUUCGUAACCGGCGGUAAGCAAAAAUUGUAUCCGUCGUGAUGCGGUGCUGGGACGCCGUUUCCGUUUCCUGCCUGUUUCCACACUUCAUUUCUCCUUUCCUCCCUGUUCUUCACAAAUCGCUCGCUGUGUCGAGCGACGACUUUACUCACGGCCAUGGCCGCCGUUACUCCCGCUCAGCAAUCCCAGGCAGUCCAGUCGGGAGACCUCACCGACCUGGUUUCUUCCUCGACGUCUGCAACAGUCCAUCCUUCAGACGACACCAUUCUCUCUGUUCUACAAACCCGUUUCCGCCAAGACCUACCUUAUUCUAGAGUUGGUUCGACAAACUACGUUGUUGUCAACCCCUACAAAACGCUUGCGAACGUCAACGACAUCAGCGCCCAGGAGUAUGAGGAGCGAUCGUACAAGGACACGAGCCUUCCCCUACCAGGCACGCCCCCGCCGCUGCCGCCUCACCUAUACGACCUUGCUGCGCGAGUAUAUCUGAUGAUGAGGAGGCGGAAUGAGUCGCAGUCGGUCAUUUUCCGAGGUAUCACAGGUUCAGGGAAGACUGCGAGUGCACAGCUUGUCGUCAACCAGGUGCUAAGGCUAUCUUCUCAUUCAAAGCGUGAAACCCGCAUGGCAGAGCAAAUCAAGGCUCUGGGCACUCUACUCGACUCCUUUGGUAACGCGAAGACGCUCAUGAACCCGAAUGCUUCGCGGCAUGGUCGCUACCUCGAACUGCACUUCACUGAGCGAGGACGCAUAUCCGGCGGGAAGGUCCUCACUUACGCACUUGAAAAGUCUCGCGUAAAUCGUCUCACGCACGAGGAGCGCACGUUUCACGUAUUUUAUCAACUGCUAGCCGGAUCGACUCCGGAAGAACGCGACCGCUUCCAGCUCGAGGAUCCUUCGGAUUAUGCUCUUCUUGCAUCGUCGGGAUGCUACCGUCUACCCGCUGGCCCGUUUAGCGACGAUUCAAUAGCCAUGGACGAGCUGCGUGCCGCGAUGAAGACCCUCGGCUUCAAGUCAAAGCACACCUCAUCUAUCUUCAGCCUCCUGAUUGCAAUUCUCACCCUAGGCAAUGUCCAAUUUGGUGAAGGGGACGCACGAGACGUGUCCGCGUACGUCUCCAACCCCCUCGUUCUCGAUCAGGCGGCGCGUCUCUUGGGAGUCUCAUCAGAGGAGCUGGGAGAAACGUUGACAAAUAAGACCAGCUACGUCAGGAAGGAGCUAUAUACGGUUAUGCUCAACGCUUCGCAAAGCGCUGCGCAGCGAGAUUCGCUCGUUCGUGACCUCUAUGCCAUCCUCUUUGCCUACGUUGGCGAAACGGCGAAUCAUCGCAUUGCUCCGGGUUCCCAGGAUCCGCUACCGGCGACGCAGAUCAUUUUGCUAGACCAACCCGGCUUCCAGACACGGGGCCCCGGUGGUACCACGUCAAUGAUGCUCGGGGGUCCUGCGCCACUUGUCUCGGCCUACGGCCAGAACGGCUUCGACGAAUUUUGCAUCAACUUCUCAGACGAGGUGCUACAGUCGUAUGUCAUCCGCAACAUCUUUGAGGACUCCGUGGGUUACAACGCGCAAAUGACCGCUGAUGGCGUCUCGCUGCCGUCGGUCGCGAUUAUGGACAACUCUGCCUGCAUCGAGUUGCUACGAGGUGCGCAGCUUGACGAACGCGCUCACCGAAAGCCGUCUGGAAUACUCGGCGGGAUGAACAAAGCCUGUUCUGCCGUGAAGUCAGGCAAGAGCGGAGACAAGCGUGACGAGGAGCUCCUCCAGGAUCUCACCGCCAGGUUCGGCGCGCACAGCUCGUUCAUUGCCAACCCCCAGCCAACAGCAGGUCCUUCCGGGCGGCACGUAUUCGGCGUAAACCACUAUGCCGGCAGCGUUACUUACGAAGUUGAUGGCUUCGUGGAAAAGGACAUCGACGUUCUGGACUCGGCGUUCGUCACGCUAUUCCGCAACUCGAAGGAGCCCUUCGUCGCCAAGCUCAUGUCCGGCCCGAGUCUUGCUGCUGAGAGACAUUCUAAAGACGACUCCAUUAUUGUCCAGACACAGGCUUCGUCGCGUCCCUUGCGACAAGCUACGCCCAUUCCUUCCCCCGAUGGCACACUACCUCCUGCCGGCGAGGAGCAUCCCCGUCUCGAUCCCACCAAAGCUUACCCCGUCACGACGCAGAUCAACUACAACCUCUCCGAGAUUCUUUACAGCUUGGACCGGACGAGGCACUGGACCGUCUCCUGCAUUCGUCCGAACGACUCCGGGUCCUCCAACUCCUUCGACAAGCGCCGAGUCAAGCUGCAGAUUCGCUCUCUUCUACUCCCUGAUCUUGUAGCUCGCUGCAAGACGGAGUACGUUGUCGACAUGGACCACACCGCCUUCUGCGAUUGUUACGUUCCGACGAUGCAGGGAUCAGAAAGAGAACGGAUACGGCAGUGCGCGCAGGCGAAUGGCUGGGAGGAGGGUGUUGAGUAUGCGAUGGGUCACUCAAAGAUCUGGCUGUCUUACACCUCCUGGAAAAUGGUCGAGGACGUCAUUCGGUCGGCUGAGAAAGAAGCGAAGAAGCUCAUGGGUGGCGUAGACGACGACGAGAGCGUCCUACCCGACGACGCGACCGAGUAUUCCCAGCGCGACGCUAGCUCAUCCCACGUAGGCGGCGGUGGAUACUAUGCCGCGGAGAGCGAGGAUAACCUUCUACUCACGCGCAAUGGACCUGGCGGUGCUUACAAGUCGCCCAACGCAAAUAUGCCGUACGGUAACAGUCAGCUGUCGCAGUCUCAAGUUGUGGACGAUGCGCCUGCGUACAGUGACGCAGGAUGGGGCUCCGAAUGGGGAAAAGAGGGAGGUCGGGCGCCAGGCGACCAGAAGGAGGGCGGAGACCUCGUCGUCAGGGAGGCGCCAAACGCUGUGGAGGAGCUACCGACGACUCGAACGCGUCGCAUCUGGCUAUGGGUCGUUUGGGGUACGACGUUCUGGAUACCGUCGUUCCUACUGUCAUCUGUCGGCCGCAUGAAACGCGCAGAUAUCCGUCUUGCCUGGCGCGAGAAGUUCACGAUCUUCUGGCUCAUCCUCUUCCUAAACGCCCUUGUCAUCUUCUACAUCAUCGAGUUCGGUCGUCUCCUGUGUCCUAACUUCAACAAGGCGUGGUCGGUCCAGGAGGUUAACCAACACACCACUUCCAAUGACUACUGGGUUGCCAUCCAAGGUAACGUCUACGACGUCUCGAACUUCGUUCACGGCGAUCACAGCGAUAUCACUGGUGAAGCGAGCAAUGGUGCCGAUUCACUUUCGGCCCUCGCGGGUCAAGAUAUGACUGGUUAUUUCCCGCCUCCUCUCGUUCUCGCUUGCCCUGGACUCGUCAAUGACCCGAAUAUGGGGUUGCGCCCGGCCAACUUCACCCCGGAGAUUCCCACUGCAAUGCACACGUCUGGUACCCUGCAAUCCGCUCAGAAUACGAAGCUGGAUGCUUCGGACUGGUACACGGCGCGCUUCCUUCCCACCAUCCGCACUUUCCACAAAGGUCCGCUGGUCUGGGAUAAAUCGGCCAUUUGGAACGCGGCGAACGAUCAGGACUCGCCCCGGAACGUAAUCAUCUGGGAUAGUAGCAUCUACGACCUAACCGAUUACUUCAACACUAUCAGUCUCAACCUUGGCGACCAGUACGAAUUCCUGAACGAGAGCGUUAGCGACUUGUUUGAGCAACGUGUCGGACAAGAUAUCUCAAGCGAUCUGAACGGCGUACUCGCUGCGAUGGACCCAACCACCCGCGCGCAGAAUGUCGACUGUCUCAACAACGCCUUCUAUGUGGGCGAGUACGAUUUCCGCAAGACUGCGCGGUGCCAGGUCCAGAAUUGGCUUUUGGUCGCUGCGUCUGCGGUCAUCAUGGCGUCAAUGGUCUUGAAGUUCUUGUCGGCCCUGCAGCUCUCUCCCAAGCGCAAUCCCGAGAUGUUGGACAAGUUUGUCAUCUGUCAAAUCCCGUGUUACACUGAAGGCGAAGACUCACUCCGGCGGACGAUCGAUUCACUGGCGUCCUUGAACUACGAUGAUAAACGUAAGCUGUUGUUCCUCAUCUGCGACGGCAACAUUAUCGGUACGGGCAACGACCGCACCACGCCGCGCAUCGUCCUCGACAUCCUUGGUGUUGAUUCUAAGCUCGAUCCCGAGCCGCUGUUGUUCAAGUCGAUCGGAGAAGGGUCCAAGGCGCUCAACUACGGCAAGAUCUACUCUGGUUUGUAUGAGUUUGAGGGUCAUGUCGUUCCAUAUAUCGUCGUAGUCAAGGUCGGCAAGCCGACCGAACGUACCAGGCCCGGUAAUCGCGGCAAGCGAGACAGUCAGAUUCUUCUCAUGCAGUAUCUCAACCGCGUGCAUUUCGACUCGGCCAUGACCCCGCUCGAGCUCGAGAUCUACCACCAAAUGCGGAAUGUCAUUGGUAUUGACCCGGCGUUCUAUGAGUACAUCUUCACUGUUGAUGCCGAUACCACUGUCACCCCUGAGUCGUUAAAUCGACUAGUAGCCUCCGCCGCCGAUGACUCUAGCAUCAUCGGUAUCUGUGGUGAGACCAAGCUGGAAAACGAGGAAGGUUCAUGGUGGACAAUGAUUCAGGUUUACGAAUACUACAUCUCGCAUCACUUGUCGAAGGCUUUCGAGAGCCUGUUCGGCUCCGUGAGCUGUCUUCCAGGAUGUUUCUCAAUGUAUCGCAUACGGACGGCCGACAAGGGACGACCUAUCAUUAUCUCAAAUCGCAUCAUUGAGGAGUAUGCCGAACCCAAUGUCGAUACGUUGCACAAGAAGAAUCUGCUGUCUCUCGGAGAGGAUCGUUUCCUGACGACGCUUCUACUCAAGCACUUCCCGACGUUCCGGACUAAAUUCACGCCUGACGCUCUUGCACACACCGUCGCCCCCGAGUCCUGGCGAGUGCUGCUCUCUCAGCGUCGUCGGUGGAUCAACUCGACCAUUCACAACCUUUGCGAGCUGGUUUUCCUACCCGAACUGUUUGGCUUCUGCUGUUUCUCCAUGAGGUUCUUCGUUUUCAUUGAUCUCCUUGGUACCUUGAUCUUGCCGUCGACUGUCGUUUAUCUCAUAUAUCUGAUCGUUACUGUUACUGUGACGCAUGCCGCAGUCCCCGUCCUGGCUCUCGUCAUGUUGGCUGCAGUGUACGGUCUGCAGAUGAUCAUCUUCAUCCUCAAGCGAGAGUUCAUGCUCGUCGGUUGGAUGGUGGUUUACAUCCUCUCAUAUCCCGUGUACAGUUUCCUCCUACCCGUAUAUUCUUUCUGGUGCAUGGAUGACUUCAGUUGGGGUAGCACUCGUCUGGUCAUUGGUGAAGGCAGCAACAAGAAGGUCAUCAUGAAUGACGACGAGAAGUUCGACGACUCCAUGAUCCCCAUGAAGAAGUUCAGCGAAUACGAGGCUGAGGCUUGGGAGACUGCGUCGCACCACUCUGGUGAGACAGGCUAUAGUGGUAGCAAGGCUCAAUCGCGCGCUAGGUCUCGCGCUCCUGGGUCCCGUGCCGAAUCGCCACGCAGCUUCCACCCCUCGCAAAGCGGAGACUACUACAGGGACACAAAUCCUCUCGACAAGAAUGGCUCACAACGGCCUGUUGGAAGCAACCACUCGCAUCAUGGUGGACAGCCGGCGAUGUCGACAUACGGCCUUCCUCAGUUACCGUUCAUGCCGUUCGGCGGCGGCCCCGGCUCCGUCGCUGGCUCUGACCACGGCGGUCAGAUGCCCAUGCCCGGUCCAAUGACAUACCAGCACACAGGCAGCGUGUACGGCAUGAUGCCUACGAUGCCUAUGGCGCCACGCAACACUGUCAUGUCCAUGGGUAUGUUCGGUGGUAACGUGAGCGGAUCACAGGCGGGAGACUUUGCUCCGCCGAUGGCUCCUGGCAUGCAGGGCCGCCCAAUGUCGACCUUCUCGAUGGCGACGUCGGUCAAUCCGUUCGCGACGCCAUCGCCGAGCAUGAAUCCCAACCCGAAUGAUGAGGAGCUGACCAGCGCCUUACGGCAAUACCUGAGCACGCAAGACCUCAUGACAGUUACCAAGAAAACUGCGCGAGAAGCGAUGCAAGCCCGAUUCCCCAAGGCGGACUUGUCGACUCGGAAGCAGUUCCUCAACGACUCGAUCGACAGCAUUCUUUCUCAAUCAUAGACGUUGGUGGUCUCUCAUUGUUUUGGUCGUUGCAUCUAGUAUCUCUUAGUUGGCAUUCGGACGGACUAUUAGUCAAGUAUCGGACUGGACUAUCUGCCUACCACCAUAUCCUGGACUUCAUCCCCUCAUGCAUAGUCUAAACUUCGCAUUGAUACAGCCUUGUAAUAGUCGCUCUCUUAGGACAAUUCGAACCUUGCAUUGCCUCCGUUUCCCG
This is a messenger RNA of Phanerochaete carnosa HHB-10118-sp, 6375 nucleotides long. Its product is annotated as glycosyltransferase family 2 protein. Bases 189 to 6161 code for a protein of 1990 amino acids. The record is from RefSeq and is a predicted model, not a curated record. The transcript has 12 exons. Gene Ontology annotation, cellular component: myosin complex; cell septum; cell periphery. Gene Ontology annotation, molecular function: ATP binding; chitin synthase activity; cytoskeletal motor activity. Lineage: Eukaryota; Fungi; Basidiomycota; Agaricomycetes; Polyporales; Phanerochaetaceae.